AUGCUUUCUGCGGAAUCUUUUACUGCAAAUUCGAUUUGGUUUUAUAGAUGCAUAUACAAAAACAUUAAUUCGCAAGUUUGGACAAUUUCUGCAACCACUAGUUCUAAACUACUCUGCGAGGAGUCCAUUUUCAUCCACUGCGUGACUGAAUCAAAUAACGUUUUUACGAUUUCAACAGGAACAGCUAUUUUACAAACAAUCUGCUACGAGAACUGUUACUCAACAAGUGAUGAUAUGGCAUUAAUAACUGCACCAUCUUUAACACUUAAAACUUUUUCACUUUAUAACCCGAGUGAAUCUGAUCCAAUUGCCUUUUUCUCAUUUAACUAUGGUAGUAGUGAUUCAACAAUUACAUCAUAUGGAAACGUUACGAGUACAAAAAGUUAUUCGUUCUAUUCUACUUCCAAUUCUCAAGCAAAACUACAAUAUUCAUGCAUUGUAUCAACACAGUGUAUCAAAGAUAGUAAUAAUUAUGCCCAAGUUUUAGCUUUUAAUGUUGGAUAUUUUCAAUUUGUUGAUGCAUUAUCAAAUUCGUACGCAAGUGCAUAUAAUCUUAAGUACGCAACGUUUCGUGUUACAACAAUUACAAUGGAUUCUUGCUGCCUCAAAGAUAAUACAUUUCCAUAUGAUAUUACUACGUCAAGUGGAACAAUAACGAAUACAUACGUAUCAAAACCUAUUCGAGGGAUAGUUUACACACCAAUUCGUGAUAGUGCUACUCAUAACAUUGGCAAAAUCUUAUGUUUUGAUGUAACUCCUAUGGCAACAGAAACUCCAACCCCUGCUCCAACACCAACUCUUAUGCCUACGCCAUCUUUGAUGCCUACACCUUCUUUGGAGCCAACUCCGUCUGAUAUUCCAACAAGAUCUUUACUUCCAACUCGAACUCUAAAUCCUGCGACUCCUCUUCAAACUGAAGUACCACCAGAGACACCAUUACAAACAAAUAUUCCACCAACUGAUAAUAUCAUUGUUGCACCAACAAAAAAACAAUUUGGACUCCCUGCAAUAAUGGGAAUCACUGUUGGUACACUUGCUGUUAUUGCUCUUGUUGUGAGUAUAGUUAUAUUUACUUGGAAAUUUGGUUUUAGGAAGAAAAUUGAAGAUGCAGUAUCAGAAUCAGAAGUUACGGAUUCUGAUGAAUAUGAGUAUGAAGAUGAGUGA
Trichomonas vaginalis G3 is the source of this 1164-nucleotide messenger RNA. RefSeq lists its product as uncharacterized. The transcript has a single exon. NCBI's taxonomy places the organism in Eukaryota, Parabasalia, Trichomonadida, Trichomonadidae. Bases 1 to 1164 code for a protein of 387 amino acids. The record is from RefSeq and is a predicted model, not a curated record.